Miscanthus lutarioriparius is the source of this 405-nucleotide messenger RNA. NCBI's taxonomy places the organism in Eukaryota, Viridiplantae, Streptophyta, Magnoliopsida, Poales, Poaceae. The record is from the annotation of a GenBank genome assembly.
AUGGGGGAGCGGCUGGGCACGGCGGGCCUGCUAGCGGAGCUGCGCGCGGGGUUCCGGCUGCUGGCGGACCCGGCGCGGGGCGCCAUCACGCCCGAGAGCCUGCGCCGCGGGGCCGCCGCGGCGCUGGGCGUGGCCGGGAUGGCGCCCGCCGAGGCGGACGCCAUGGUGCUGGAGGGCGACGCGCGCGGACGGGGACGCCCUGGGAUCAUGGCCGACGCCGAGGCCUGGCUCGCUGAUGCUAUCGCCGACGAGCUGCGGAUGAUGGAUGGCGAUGGCAUGGACAUGGAUGCUGCUGCGGAUGACGGUGAUGGUGGCGCCGGUGGCCAAGACCACGCCGCUGCCGCCGCCGCCGGCACUGCUGGUGGUGCUCCUGAUGCUACUGCCGCCCGCCGCUCGUCGGUUUGA